AUGGCUGAGACAUGGGCAGUUCUGGCUGCACUCCUUUUCCUGCUAAUCUGUCUGGUUGAAGGGCCAGCUUACAACUUGGUGAGUGUGGAGGCUGGGCAGGAGGCUGUGUUGAGUUGCCCUUACAUCUCCAAGGUGCCUUUGCUAAUGGUGACGUGGAAGAUGAAAUGCAGCCCUUGCUGCUUGUUGGCCUACAGAAGUGAUCACAAUGAGACGAAGAAGUUAAACUGUAGUGAGAGGAUGAUGUGGAAAUAUUCACCUGACAGAGACCCUGCUCUUCGUAUUUACCCUGUGAACCUUGGUGAUGAGGGAAAUUACACCUGUGAAGUUGCCAGCAGUGCAGGGAAUUACCUUUUUUCCUCUUCUCUGACUGUAACAGUCCCUCCUACAGUGACUCUGACCUGUGACAACAGCAGGGUGGCUGUCUGUCAAGCAGCUGCUGGAAAGCCAGCUGCUGACAUCUCCUGGAUCCCUGCAAGUAAUCAGAGCACCGAGGAAGAACUCCAUCACCCCAACGGAACAGUGACCAGAGUGAGCUACAUACGCUGGGUCAACAGCAUGCUUCCCACUCUCACCUGCCUAGUUACCCACCCAGCUACAAACCAGACUCUGUCCAUAGACCUGUCAGACACAUCCCCCAGGCUUCCCUAUCUCCUGAUAGGAGGAUCUACGAGUGUUGCUGCUGUCAGUGGUAUGACUUUAUGCUUGAUUUUCAGGUGCAGAGCUUUCCGGUUACGUAAAUUGGCACAUGGGUCAUCAGUACCAUUUGCAACUAAGAACUUCAGGUCCACACCAUCAUGUGAGAAAAAAGAUGUGGACAAGCCUCCUGCCUUAUCAGAGAGUACCUAUCAGAAUUACAAUCCAAGAACAAUAUAUAUGAACUAUUAA
Cariama cristata (Red-legged seriema) is the source of this 885-nucleotide messenger RNA. Its product is annotated as cell surface glycoprotein CD200 receptor 1-B-like. NCBI's taxonomy places the organism in Eukaryota, Metazoa, Chordata, Aves, Cariamiformes, Cariamidae. Gene Ontology annotation, molecular function: signaling receptor activity. Gene Ontology annotation, biological process: regulation of neuroinflammatory response. The transcript is spliced from 6 exons. The coding region runs from base 1 to 885 and encodes 294 amino acids. The record is from RefSeq and is a predicted model, not a curated record. Gene Ontology annotation, cellular component: external side of plasma membrane.